AUCACAUAUGCAGUUACGCACCAAAUCGAGGCACAGGGAGAGAGAGAGAGAGAAAGAGGGGGGAGAGAGAGAUAGAAAGCGCGUCACCAGCAGAGUUUCAUUUCUUGUAAGAAGUGAUUCUCUGAUUCCCCUUAGUAGGGAUCAGAGGGUCCUCUCAUUUCUUGAAUUCUUGGUUGGUUAACUACUGAAUACUGAACACAAGAUUCACACACAUAUACACACACGUAACAUAUAUUUACAUCUGCAAUGGGUUUCCACUUUUGAUGAGAGAACUCAAGAGGAACCAAAAAAGAGUUGGUGUCUGCGGAUUUCUGAAAGAAAUGGGUGUCUCGCAAAAUGAUGGUAGAAUGGAAGGAUGGUUGUAUCUCGUUCGUUCCAAUCGAAUUGGUUUGCAAUAUUCGCGAAAACGCUACUAUGUUCUUCAGGAUCACCAUCUCAAAAGCUUCAAAUCAAUACCCGUUUCAAAGGAGGAGGAUCCUAACAGGAGUGCAAUCAUAGAUUCCUGCAUUCGGGUGAUGGACAAUGGGAGAGAGAGCAUUCAGAGAAAAGUAUUUUUUAUUUUCACACUUUAUAAUACUUCUAAUCACAAUGAUCAAUUAAAGUUGGGAGCAAGCUGUCCUGAAGAAGCUGCAAGAUGGAUACAUUCCUUUCAGGAAGCAGCUUUAAAGGAGGACCUGGAUCCAGGAGAAGAUGCAGUGGGUUGUCACAAGAGUGAAGGGCGAUCUUUGAGGUUAAGCUGUUCCAGUAGGGCACAUCACAUAAAUUCCAUAGACUGGACUCUUUGUUCAUCCACACACACAGAUCCUACGACAUCUGAUGUUAUUGCACCUUCACCUUGGAUAAUUUUUGGUUGUCAGAAUGGCCUCCGGCUAUUCAAAGAGGCAAAGGAUAGGGAAUUUCAUGGGAAGUGGGAUGAUCAUCCUGCAAUAAUGGCCGUGGGUGUAGUUGAUGGAACUUCAGAGGCCAUUUUCCAAACAUUCAUGUCUCUUGGUCCUUCAAGAUCAGAAUGGGACUUCUGUUUUUACAAGGGUAGUGUCAUUGAGCACCUUGAUGGCCAUACUGAUAUCAUUCACAAGUUGUUAUAUGGCGAUUGGUUAUCCUGGGGGAUGAAACGAAGAGAUCUAUUGUUGCAGCGUUAUUGGAGAAGGGAGGACGAUGGGACAUAUGUUAUUCUCUACCAUUCUGUGUUUCACAAGAAGUGUCAACCUCAGAGGGGCUAUGUCCGUGCCUGCCUUAAAAGUGGAGGAUAUGUAAUAUCUCCCAUGAAUCAAGGGAAACAAUCAGUUGUAAAACACAUGCUUGCUAUUGACUGGAAAUUCUGGAAAUCUUAUCUAAAAACAUCUUCAGCCCGAUCUAUAACAAUCCGCAUGCUUGGAAGGGUAGCUGCAUUACGAGAGUUGUUUAGAGCAAAAAUAGGAGAUUACUCGUCCUCUGAUUUUUCAUCGGGUGAAGAAGAUACUAAGGUUGGUAUUCAGACAAGGGCAGAGAAUGGAAAGGGUAAAGAAGAUAAGGAGGAAGAAGAAAUGGUUAAAACACCUUCAGAAUAUGCAAGCCUUGUAGGACUGAAUGAUGCAGCGGAUGAGUUCUUUGACGUCUCAGAACCGCUGGAUUAUGACCAGUCAGAAAAUGGCUGGCCUUCUGAAUUUGGUCCAGAAAUGUACUCUCAGGAUAUCCGCCAACCCAGGUUGUCAACUGCUGCUGGUUUUGUGAAAAAAUUGCACGACCUUGCUGUUCAUAAGAGGGGUUAUGUGGAUAUACAAGAGAUGGGGAGGGAAGAUGGUGUUUCAUACGUCUUCGGAACCACUCUUCCAAAAGAUCCUACCUGUAAUUUGCUCUGCAGUUGGACAGCGGAAGAUCCCUCUACAUUUCUAAUUCGUGGAGAGAAGUAUCUAGAAGACCAUAAGAAGAUUAAGGCCAAAGGCACACUGAUGCAAAUGGUUGCUGCAGAUUGGCUGAGAUCUGACAAGCGAGAAGAUGAUCUUGCUGGUCGUCCUGGGAGCAUGGUUCAGAAAUAUGCAGCAAAGGGUGGCCCAGAAUACUUCUUUAUUGUAAACAUACAGGUCCCAGGUUCAACAACCUAUAGUCUUGCUCUAUAUUAUAUGAUGAAUACUCCUGUAGAAGAUGAACCCUUGCUAGAGAGCUUCAUCAAAGGAGAUGAUGCAUAUAGAAAUUCAAGAUUUAAGCUCAUACCAUACAUAUCUCAGGGAUCAUGGAUAGUCAAGCAGAGUGUUGGAAAGAAAGCAUGCCUGGUGGGUCAAGCACUUGAAAUUAAUUAUUUCCGCGGGAAGAACUACUUGGAGCUUGGGAUUAACAUUGGGUCAUCUACGGUUGCAAGAGGUGUGGUCAGCCUAGUGCUCGGCUACCUGAACAAUCUGGUCAUUGAAAUGGCGUUUCUAAUACAGUCUAACACACCAGAGGAACUCCCGGAGUAUCUCCUUGGGACCUGCCGCCUUAACCAUUUGGACACCUCCAAAGCAGUCCUGGUGAAACCUUGAUCUGCUCGAGUCCAGUUUUCUCUUCCUUUGAAGUUGGGGUUAUUGAGUAGAACCUAAAGGGUAGAUGAUGCCAAACUAAAAUGUUUGUUCUGCAAACCAGUUUGCCAAUAUCAUUCUUUCAUUCAAUCAAAUUCAAAUGGAUAGCAUUGUUUCGCGUCACGGUGAUUGUAAGGAAGGAUAGCCAAACCUCUGUAUAGAGACUCUCAACUAGAGUUCAUACUUACAGCAUUGAUUUGUAAAAAAUGUUCGCAGCGUUAUUUCGUGUUUUUUUUUUCUUUCUUUUUCUUUUUUGACAUAUCAUUUUGUCAUGAAUAUGAACUACUGUACAUGAUAAUGAGCAUAUACACUUGCACAUGAAUCUUGGGUA
This is a messenger RNA of Cornus florida, 2862 nucleotides long. Its product is annotated as protein ENHANCED DISEASE RESISTANCE 2-like. The transcript has 21 exons. Bases 264 to 2495 code for a protein of 743 amino acids. Lineage: Eukaryota; Viridiplantae; Streptophyta; Magnoliopsida; Cornales; Cornaceae. Gene Ontology annotation, molecular function: lipid binding. The record is from RefSeq and is a predicted model, not a curated record.